This is a messenger RNA of Mustela lutreola (European mink), 843 nucleotides long. Its product is annotated as M-phase phosphoprotein 6. The coding region runs from base 11 to 496 and encodes 161 amino acids. The record is from RefSeq and is a predicted model, not a curated record. The transcript has a single exon. Gene Ontology annotation, biological process: maturation of 5.8S rRNA. NCBI's taxonomy places the organism in Eukaryota, Metazoa, Chordata, Mammalia, Carnivora, Mustelidae.
GGGAGCCAAUAUGGCGGCCGAGCGCAAGACGAAAUUGUCCAAGAACCUGCUGCGCAUGAAGUUCAUGCAAAGGGGCCUGGACUUGGAGACCAAGAAACAACUAGAAGAGGAAGAAAAGAAAAUCAUUAGCGAAGAGCAUUGGUAUUUGGAUUUGCCAGAGCUUAAAGAAAAAGAGUGUUUCAUAAUAGAAGAGCAGAGUUUCUUGUUAUGUGAAGAUCUUCUCUAUGGAAGAAUGUCAUUCAGAGGAUUUAAUCCUGAGGUUGAGAAAUUAAUGCUCCAGAUGAACGCUAAGAACAAGGUGGAAGAAGUUGAAGAUGAAGCAGUGGAGCUCGAUGUGUCAGAUGAAGAAAUGGCCAGAAGAUAUGAGACCUUGGUGGGGACAAUUGGAAAAAAGUUUGCCAAAAAAAGAGACCGUGCCAGUUAUGAAGAAGAUGAAAAUGGACACAUAAAACCAACAGUUAAAGUAAAGAAGAUGUUUCUAAAGCCCCAGGAUUAAAGUAGAUGCUUUGAGACAGAGCUCAGGGAAGCUUCGUGAGAGUUAGCAUGUUUUGGAACUCAUUCUGAUGGCUUCUCUACAAUUAUUAAUACUAUAAUGUUUAUUUGUAAAGAAGUAGACAAUUUUGGAAAGAUGCCAUUUUUGAAACACAGGUGGUGGAUGUUAUACAUCCUUUGCUUAAUGGUGUUCCUCAGGAUGGGAUUUUUAGCCCUCGAUCUUCAAAUAUACAGAGGUAGGUGGUUGCUUCCUAAUUAAAGAUCUUUUUGACCACAGGUUUUUUUUUAAUAGAGCUUUCUAGUCACUGACCUUGAAUUGACAUACAUAAAUUAAACCAGUGUUUAAGUUGC